This is a messenger RNA of Fonsecaea multimorphosa CBS 102226, 939 nucleotides long. RefSeq lists its product as uncharacterized. The record is from RefSeq and is a predicted model, not a curated record. The coding region runs from base 1 to 939 and encodes 312 amino acids. The transcript has a single exon. NCBI's taxonomy places the organism in Eukaryota, Fungi, Ascomycota, Eurotiomycetes, Chaetothyriales, Herpotrichiellaceae.
AUGGGCCAGAACUCCAGCCUGCCAGAGGUACCACCAACGCAGUCACAGCGGCCCGAAGAAACGAUAAUCAGUACUCUGAGUGCAGUCGACAAGUCCUUGAGUCAGAUACCCGGUGUGAUCAACACUGCAGAACGAUUGGCGAAUGUCGUCCAGAAAGCCAUGCCCACGGUGAAGAUCCUGGCGUCCCAUGCCAAAUAUCUGGCCGGGUUUCAAGGGUAUUUCAUUGCAGCCGGUGCCGUGCUGCCCGCGCAGUGCAUCCAGGUGUUUCAAGGACAGGCGAUCAUAGCCGAGCUCCGGGGCAUUCGACGAGAGCUGGCGGCGCAGACGCGUCUGGACGCUCCCGAAAAGUUCGCGACUCAGGUUCACGGCUACAUCGACAUGAUGACCAAGAGCACGAGCACCUCCACCUCCUCCACCUCCAAAUCCAACAGCAGCAUGAAGCAGCACCUCUACUUCGUCUACCACCCGGAUACCGACUGGCACCCUUAUUUCUGCAAGCUGGUGGAACGAAAACCCCUCGCGAACAACUUCUUCGGCAUGGCCGAGAACCUCGACACGCUGUGUAUUUGGAUGCGGUACCUGCGAGCGCUGUUUACCAAGUCCGGGGAAUGGGGCAAAGACCCCGUCUUCCAUCUCUUAAUGCCCACAUAUCGCCAACUCCACAUCGAGGAACCCAUAGCUUUCGCGCAAGCACUGCACCCUCUCUGUCUUCACGGCUUCGUCCAUAAUAGCAAGUGCUCCGUGGAACUGAACUUGCCUAACACCGAUCCGGAGAUGCUGGACGGGGUAGGGAUCUGGAAGAGGCCUUCGAAUUUGUUCGGGCUCUUCCAGUCCACGGAGACUCCGAGGGUUCUUGGGAAUGUCCCGCUCUCCGCCGACGAUACCCUUUCACCGGAAGCUGGUAUUCGCAGAGUGCGGAGGAGAAGGCGUCGGCGUUGA